AUGGCGGUUGAAUUGAACACGUGGCAAGGACCGCGAACGCACGCGCUACGCGUCCCGAUCACUGCCCCGCCUCUCUCGCCUUUCAAGUCGGGAAACAUUGACUAUACUCAUCUGCAGAAACGUCUAAUUUUUAUUCUUACAGGUGCGAUCAUGCUUUUAACUCCACAAUUAAAGAAGACUAUAAUCAUUUUAAAUGAAAUUCAAAAACCUCGUAUUUUUUUUUUGCUCGUACUUUUUCUUGACUCAACGGAAGAUUCGUAUCUCCGCUUUCCAGUGAACUAUUUUUCUAAGGGAAAUAGCACACUAAAGUCGAAUCGUCUCGACUUUUUUGCUUUCUUGUGAAUUCAGAACGUCUUUGCAUCUAGGAGAGACCGUUUCAACUCAUUUUGAUAUUUUUGUACGCCUGCGAUUCUGGAAGGCCAAUCUGUUAUUAAAUAUUAUCUCUUUCUACCAUCUUGAUUCAUUUUGAGAUUAGAUAUCAUAAUGUUCUUGUUCUUACAAAGUUGAGAAAUUCGAUGAUUGAGCGGUUUUCAAUAGUUCCAUUUUUUCAUUACUUGUCAUUAAAGUCUUCAAAGAUAUAAUUAGAAGUCGAAAGUUCUGUGAAUUUUAUGACGAAUAUUCGUAGGGAAAAUUCAUUCUUUGAAUUUAUCAACUUCUAAUUCGUUCAGCCCUUUCAGUACAAUUUUUCAAAUUGUCAAGCUUUAUAGCUUUUUUUUAUGAGUUCAGAACGAGAAACGCGGCCGAUGAGUGUUACCAAGACAGAGAGCGCCGUGCGACCAAGUCCAGUUCGCAGAUCAAAGUCGAAGAAUAAGUUGGCUUGUGCUGUUUGCGGAGACAGUGUACGAGUGCUAACCUAUCUCUAACUUUUUUGAACUGACGGAAAUUGAUUUUUUUGAGGAUAAAGCUGAGAAAAAAACAGCCCAAGAAUUACCUUGAUCAAUUUUUUUCGUUGCAGGCGCUCGGAAAGCACUACGGCGUAAAUGCAUGCAAUGGCUGUAAGGGGUUCUUCCGUAGGAGCAUCUGGAAAAAUCGCAACUACUCAUGUCGCUUUGGAAACAAUUGUCCAGUCGCUAAAGGUUUUUUGUUUGAAUGGUGUAUUUUUCUACAAACUUUUUAAUAAAUUCUUCAAGCUCUUCUAACACAGUAAUUGGUAAAAUGAAAGUCAUAAUGUCUAGUUUGAAAGUUUGAAACAUGUUAUUAGGAUUCUCACUUUGUUUUUCUUCAUGUAGUUUUUGGAAUGAGCUCUUUGGUAACUCACGGAUAUUUUUAAUUUUUAGAAUGUUAGUAGCCGUUUAAAAAUUAGUUCUUCUUCACUAGCUUCACGACUUUUUUCCCUCAUGGCUCUACGACUUUCGUCUGCAGAGCAAAGGAACACGUGCCGUUCUUGUCGUCUGCGGGCGUGUUUGCGGGUCGGUAUGAACCCCCGGGCGGUGCAAAGUGAAGUUGCCGAAGGCGAGGCGGUCGUCGUCGAGGCGUGUCCGCGGGAUCGAGAAGACGUCGAUCGCGUCCCCAAGAUUGAGAUCGCCGAUCAAGACCUCGAGAGCAACGUCCGUGACCAAAGGUCUGUCGGCUUUAGAAAGUCUCGAUCUGACUCAAAAACGACUGGUAUCUAGAAGAAAAAACUGGGAAUUCAAAUGAAUAAAGUAGUCAUUAUAUACGGGACUCGAAAAAAUAACGUUUUGAAUUUUAGUAAUCGGAAAACAGUCCAAGUCCAUAUAAUGGACGGCAUUUUACUUGAAAGAAUCUUUGCCUUCCCCAGCUUUUGAUUUCUACUCCUAGUCAGCAGCAAUGAUUCAAUUGUGCUCACCUAGUCCAAGGGAAUGACUCGAAAUUUUGAACUUUCGAGCCCUCAGAAAGUAUUAUAUCAAGCCGAUAUAUCGAUAAGACUUGGGCUGUUAAUCCAGUUUCCUCUAUACACAACUGCCAGCGAUCGUGAACGGCUCAUUCAAAAAGAAAAUCUCAAUUCAUAAAUAAUCCUUCGUAUCUUUUUCUGAAAAGAUUAUACACUGCAAAUAUACUUCUCGGUUGGACGCUAUGGUACUUUGGAGAAUUCUUGACAAUAAUUAUUUUUUUCGUGGAUCUAGUCUUUUUUUCAACUUCGGAAUCUUCCAAUAUUUUGAAUUUUAUUUAUAAAAAAAUUCAAUAAGUUAUUAACUCGUUGAUGUCCUAAAACUAUUUUUUAGAGCGUUUUCCUGCCAAACGGACGAGGUCGUUUUUCCGUCAACGUCUAGUAUACACGACAAUCCCACCGCUUCUCCCACUUCAUUCAAGGUUUUUUUUUUCUGUCGAUUCUUUACGACCUGAAAAGCAGGGUUUCUCACUUUCUAAUACCACUACACGUUAAAUAAGUAGAUCAGAAUCGGUCAAGUACCUCACCAAAAAAUUUUCUAAAAUUUUCUCUCGAGUUUAAACAGCUGAAGGCUUGAUGAUUCUUCUCCGAAAGCGCGUUUAUUCGUCAGGGAAAAAAAAUGCAAGAAUUUCUAUCUACUACUCUUUUUUUCCGAAGUUCCCCCUCAACUUUUUUUUUUCUCAGCCAUUGUUUUCUACUGCUCAAUAACCUUUCUAGCGAAAGAAACAGCUUUUGAUCGAAGAUUUUUUUCAGUUUUUCAAUUAGUUGCAGAAACGAGAGAAGAUUCUGUCCGAGAUCAAAAAAGUCUUCAACAGGGUGGACGGCAGUUCGACUCCGCCUAAGCCGAUUUCUUACCCUUUUCAGUUGGCUUUUUACAAUCCCCACUUGGUCUGCAACAGAACUAAGGUACUCCUACUUGAGUUGGAAGGUCGAAGCAAGUUUCAGAUCAAUCCGAGCGGCGAACGAGUCGCCACGAUGGCCGAGGUGGUCCAGGACUUUCGACGAGUUUUCGUUCUCUAUUCUGACUUGCUCUGCACUUUGCCCGAGUUCCUUGCUCUCAACAGCGAAGAUCGCGUAAGUCGCAAGACUUUCUUGAAUUUUCGAACCUGUAGCAUCUCUGGCUGCAUCUGUCUUGACGCGCAAAUGUUUAGAGAACCUCUCUGAAUUUAUCUGUCAGAAAAUUUCGUUUCCCAACUUUGUGUUUCAACUGAAGAGUCAGCUUCUUUUGAAAAAGUACUGGUAUUGGUUAAAUAUCAUACUGGAUGCGUUGAAAGAAUAGUUUCUUGGUGGAAAGCCUCGAGAUCGAAAUUUCUUCUUUAUUUCGGUAGAACAUAGUUCCGAAUUUCAGAUUUCGGUGGCAAAGAAUCGCUUUGCUCCCUUUUACUGGUGGCUGUCGUGCUGCUGGACGGCGAGAGCCGGCUGUGACGGCGUCUGCUACGCCAAUGGAGCAUACCACGCCUCCCAAAAGGAGUUGCAGUCGUUUCCCGACGUCAAGUAUUCCGUCUGAUAUGCGUCCUGACCAACAGAACGAGCCUAGGAACGUGACGGAGACGUCUGUGGAGACUGUGUCACUGCCACUCCGUGAGCUCGACCUCAGCGAGUCCGAAAUCCUCAUCGGAUGCGUCUACGUCAUCUUCUCAGAAUGUGAGUCCGAUGAUAAGUGUGCGGAAAAGACCCGCUUUGCAGUCCCCGUCUACCCGAAAGUCUCAAAGGCAGGCGAAAGUCUUCUCGACGCAGCUCGAGACUUUUACAUCGAGUUGAUGUGCAGCAGCUUUCUGUUGGCCGACGAGUGCGACAUCGCCGUCCGCAUGGGUCGUAUGUCUCUCUUGCUCUCCUCCAUCACUGUUAGUUUCGUUGAAAAAAGAAGGUCGCUACUUCUUUGUUCCGCAUUUGGGCUUUUCUAUCGAAUUCUGGAAAAUACCGUCAUGAGUUGCUUAUCUUGUUAUCUAUUUUCAUCGUCAGGAAAGAAGACCAUUAUAUAAAAGUUCCGGAUGUUGAACAAAUGAUAAAUCUACGUGUAAUAUUUCCCAAUUUUCAGAAUCUGAAGUACCUGACGUCAGACAACUUCGAGCUGGGCGAUGUUUUUCACAUGCUCGAUGUCGAUGAAUUCACAGCCGAAAUUUUCCAAGCCAAGAUAAAGCAAAAAGGUUCUUUUGACUCGGCCAAGCACAAUGACUAUCUUUGA
This is a messenger RNA of Caenorhabditis auriculariae, 4034 nucleotides long. The record is from the annotation of a GenBank genome assembly. Lineage: Eukaryota; Metazoa; Nematoda; Chromadorea; Rhabditida; Rhabditidae.